AUGGACCUGGCCAGGACUCCCAACGCGCUUCAGUUUCUGCGAGCUUCUCUGACUCGCUCACCGCGUGGUUCCCGGGAGCGCUGCCCGGAGUGUUCCCUGAACGAAGCAGUUCGGCGGAGGUCAGGGCGGGGAUCGUCCCCGCCUCGGGCACAGCAGGCAGCUCCGGGGCAAGGACGGGAGGGAGAUGCUCUCCCAACGUCCCGUCCUCUCAGCCUCCUCGCCCUUGGCGUCUCGGGCUCCGUCCAGCCCCUCGGCGUCCCGCGGCUGGCGACGGCAAGGACUUCGCUACCGCGGCCCCACCACCGCUCUGUGCCUCCGGGAAUUUCCUACCCAGACUCAGGCCAAACGGCAGUCCAGUCCCUUUGCGCGUCUGGGAAAGCCUCCAGGCCGAAAGCGGCAGAGACGCCCAGGGGCCCUCGGUUGGGAUCCGGAAAAAUUCUCAUCCAAGCCGCUUGUGCGGCAGCUGAAACGCGGGGCCCACACUGCACUUUACCUGGGUGGGAGUUAUGCCCUGCUGCCUUCCUAUCUCAGAGGGAGCAGAGGUUAACUAUCUGUGCAGGCCUGGGGCAGGUUCAGAGGAUGCUUUCCGGAGGAGGGGAAUUUUACCCAGGCUUUGAAAGAGUCUGCAAGUGAGCCUCAAAAAGGAUAUCAUGAAAUACAUUCGUGGGCAGAAAAAAAGGCAGAAAGGCGCAAUACUUCACAAGUGUGAUGGACGUUCUCUUUCAUGGCGGUGAUUCAGUUACUGCCUGGUCCCGUUUCCUCACGCCACCAUGCUGCCCCACCGUAGUCAUUUGUACGUGCCUUCUAAGGUCAUCGAUUCAUCUAGCAGCUUGCUCUGAGCCCAAGCAGAGCAGCCUUGCGCUGUCGAGGGGGUCCAUAGCACGAGGUGGACUCUGAAGAGCAGGGAAAGUAAUUUUCAGCCUUUCUGAGAGAGACUUUCUCAAGUGAGUCUUGGUGGUUGG
Messenger RNA from Manis pentadactyla (Chinese pangolin), 962 nucleotides. RefSeq lists its product as uncharacterized. The record is from RefSeq and is a predicted model, not a curated record. The transcript is spliced from 4 exons. The coding region runs from base 1 to 633 and encodes 210 amino acids. NCBI's taxonomy places the organism in Eukaryota, Metazoa, Chordata, Mammalia, Pholidota, Manidae.